AUGCAAUUAAUUCAAGAUUUUAAUAAGGUCACGGUCAAACACGUCUCAAGGAGUAUGAACACUGAAGCCAACAGCUUGGCUCAGGCCUCUACAGGCCUGAGGUUAGCUCCAGAAACUAUUCGUAAGAUUAUGACAGUCCAAAAGAGAUUGUUACCUUCUGUAAGGAGAAGAGGUCUAGGACUGGAAGUAUUUACUUAUGAUUUCACGGGAGAAGAGUUAGACGAUGAGCUCGAGAACGAUUGGCGUACACAUAUUAUUUCUUUCCUCAAGAGGCCCCAUCAUAGAGCCUCAAGGAAAUUAAGAAGAAGAGCUAUGAGCUAUAUCCUCGUGGGUGAUGAAUUAUACAAGAAAAGCUUUGAGGAUGACUUACUUUUAAGGUGUUUAGGGCACCCUGAGGCCAUGAGGGUCAUGAGUGAGGUCCACGAAGGAAUCUGUGGAGCCCAUCAAUCUGGGAUAAAGAUGAGAUGGUUGAUCAGAAGAGGCUGGGCCCUUGAUGUGAUUGAAAAAAUUUAUCCGCCCUCUUCUGGAAAUCAUACUUACAUCUUGGUUGCCACAGACUAUUUUACUAAAUGGGCAGAAGCGGUGCCAUUAAAGUCUGUGGAUCAACAAGAAGUAAUCAAGGUGAUCAAGGAAAGAAUCAUCCAUAGGUUUGGACUGCCUGAACACUUGGUUGCAGAUAGGGGUACAAUAUUCAUGGGAGAACAAGUGGUUAAUUUUGCUGCCCAACAAAACAUCAUUAUGUUCAACUCUACUCCUUACUAUGCACAAGGGAAUGGCCAGGCCAAGUCCACCAAUAGGACUUUGGUCAAUAUUAUAGAAAAGAUGGUGGACGACAACCCAAGGGCUUGGCAUGAGUUACUUUCUGCGGCUUUAUGGGCCUACAGAACUUCAAAGAAGGAAGCUACCAAUAUAACCCCUUAUAUGUUGGUGUUUGGACACGACCCAGUCCUACCAAUGGAGGUGGCAAUGAAGUCAGCAAGGAUAGCAUAUCAACAUGGCCUCACUCCUGCAGAUUAUACUCAGGCUAUGUUGGUAGAACUUGAAGACUUAGAUGAAGUUAGACUCACGACCCUUGACCACAUGUUGGUUCAGAAAAGAAGAGUUGCUAGAUCUUAUGACAAACGCGUGAGAAAGAAGAGGUUUUCUAAAGGUGGCUUGGUUUGGAAAGCUGUAUUUCCUUUAGGGGAAAAGAAUUCAAGAUAUGGCAACGGGUCCCCGACCUAG
This is a messenger RNA of Rhododendron vialii, 1224 nucleotides long. RefSeq lists its product as uncharacterized. Gene Ontology annotation, biological process: DNA integration. Bases 1 to 1224 code for a protein of 407 amino acids. Gene Ontology annotation, molecular function: nucleic acid binding. NCBI's taxonomy places the organism in Eukaryota, Viridiplantae, Streptophyta, Magnoliopsida, Ericales, Ericaceae. The transcript is spliced from 2 exons. The record is from RefSeq and is a predicted model, not a curated record.